AUGGAGGAUAGCCGUGAGUACCAGCUCACCCGUAGUCGCAGCAGAUUGCACGAUCAUUUUCCGGCUCUUCCACAAGCUGACACUUCUGAGAUCACCCAGAGCAAUUAUGGCUACCCAAAUAUCGUGAAACGUGAGCCUAGUGCGCGUAUAAUUGCUUAUAGGGAGAACAUCAAGCGGGAGUACACUGCCAGGUACCGGCGGCUUAGCACAGAGGACGCUUACGCCCGGCGCUACGACGCGACGUAUCUUUAUUCUCGAAGAGGAGUUUAUAGCCAUGAGUAUGGUGUCUAUAAUAUGCGGCCCAAGCCGCCUAUGGGCCCCAAAUCAGUAAGACGCGAUAGUGGCUAUGUCGACCACCGGGGUUACGGUACGUCCCGGAGAAAUGAUACACGCGUCGGCGAAGUUCGCCGAAGCAUCAAUAACACUAGGAGCACACGUUCUGCAGCACGCAGGAGGAACCGUGUGUCGAAGAAAGCCCUGGCGUCUGCGGAGCUGCCUGGGUCAAUGCAAAUGAGGUACAGUGUCAAGCGGCCAACAGACGAUCUUCUUACAACUACUGUAGACGAGGUUUCUACCAUUACUGAGCCCUUGGAUGCGUCUGAAACAGUAUCUGUAACGCGCAUCAGGCCCUUUUCAACUCGCAUUGCGCAAAGGCUUGCGGCUACUCUGCAGGCUGCUAUGGAAACAGAGGAGCCGACUGCUGAUGGUGAGGUUGCAGUGGAGGCUCCAACCGACAUAAAAUCGGAGGAUGUGGACGUAAAUGUGCCACAGGAAGAGUUAAGUGUGGUAACCGUGGAGGCACAGGUAACACACACCCCCGAAGAAAGUGUUGUCGAGCAUACCACAGAUGCUCCGGCCGAUGGUGGUGCAGCGAACCCUGAAAUUCCGAUAAAGCGUAAGAGAGGGAGGCCAAAAAUUGUCCGACCGGAUGUGUCGAACGAUCUACCUCCAGCAAAGACCGAAAAGGUGAAAAGGCCAAGGCCAACGAUAGUAAAGAGCGGCGUGGCGGGGCAACCCAAGGCCCCGCUAACGCCUAAAAGGACGAGUGCUAGAAUAAGAUCAAACAACUUGGCUUUAUCGUACGCUAUCUCUACUCGUCUUGCCGAUGACAUGUACGAGGAACAACUGAAGAAGGCAAUAGCGAUGUCCAUGAAGGAGGCCGGCAACAAUGUGGACAUUGACGAUUUAGAAAAUGGUCUGUCAGGUGACGGCUCCAUCCACAUUAUAAUGAAAAACAAGGAUGGUAAGGGUGUGAUUGCUGAUGAGGACCUUAAAGACGUGGAUUAUAUCCCCUCCAGUCCUACGCGAUCUGCCAAAAGGGCGGCUACGAAGGACCGAUAUAAAUCCACAAGUAGGCCCACGAUGACAACUAGCACAUCUACCCCAAUUUCUAAGAUGCGUAGCACUCGACGUGGCAAAGAUGGUAGAUUUGGGGGUGACUCUGCAGUACGUAUUGAUGGAUCAACCCAAACCGAGCCUACAGAAGAUACCGCUGGGGAGGUGGCGGUGGUCGACGACGGGGCAGACAGCGAGAAAAUGUUGUUUUUUGAAGAAUAUUUGGAGAUGAGUGAACGCAUGUACUGCGGUCGACCUCUGUGCGUAAGACAACUCCCGGAUGCUACAGAAGCGAAAAAAGGCGAAGAGAGUGCAGUUGCAGAUUCAAGUGAUGAUGAGGGAAUGGUUAACUUAGAUGCGGAGCCAGAUAUUCAGUGUCUCUCUCCCGAGAGGCGUGUGGAUAGUGAGCGGAGUAAGCGAAUGACAACUAGAGCCGCUGUAUGUUCGUCCGACAACGAUUCAACGAACGCAGAUGGGUUUUUUGACUUUCAAUGCUCUGACCUCGACCUUAGGUUUAGGGUUUCCUUUGCGAUGCUGACAUCCGAUCUCAGGCAGCCUCAAGUGCUUGACCUUUGGGGUCCAAAAGAGAUUGUGUUGUUUGAGCUGGGCAUGUUUAAACACGGUAAGGAAUUCUACGAGAUUCAGCGUACCAUACCGACUAAAACGGUACAAGAGAUUGUAGAUAUGUACUACCUCUGGAAGAAGACGAACAGGUAUAAACUUUGGAAGGCCAACCGACAGUACUGA
This is a messenger RNA of Babesia sp. Xinjiang, 2082 nucleotides long. RefSeq lists its product as uncharacterized. Gene Ontology annotation, cellular component: transcription regulator complex; histone deacetylase complex. Gene Ontology annotation, biological process: negative regulation of DNA-templated transcription; regulation of transcription by RNA polymerase II. The record is from RefSeq and is a predicted model, not a curated record. The transcript has a single exon. Gene Ontology annotation, molecular function: transcription corepressor activity. The coding region runs from base 1 to 2082 and encodes 693 amino acids. NCBI's taxonomy places the organism in Eukaryota, Apicomplexa, Aconoidasida, Piroplasmida, Babesiidae.